This is a messenger RNA of Eurytemora carolleeae, 914 nucleotides long. Its product is annotated as A disintegrin and metalloproteinase with thrombospondin motifs adt-2. NCBI's taxonomy places the organism in Eukaryota, Metazoa, Arthropoda, Copepoda, Calanoida, Temoridae. The transcript is spliced from 8 exons. The coding region runs from base 29 to 880 and encodes 283 amino acids. The record is from RefSeq and is a predicted model, not a curated record.
UUCAUAUUGUGAAUAGUUUAUACUUAACAUGUUUAAUUUGUCAUGUAAUCUGAUAAUAAUAUUUAUAUAUUUAUACAAAGAAACGUAUGGUCAAAAGCCAAAUAAGUUGUGCAGUAAAGUUGAGAACAAAAGACUAAAAUGUGAAGAUAAUCAUGCUGAGUGCUGGGGACCCCCUCCUACAUGUUUUUGUAUCUAUGAAGGAACAUAUCCAGAUUGCACCUCUCCUUCAAGUAGAGAUAAUGAGCCUGGGACCUGGGGAGAAUGGACAAAAUGUUCUAAAUCUUGUGAUGGUGGAGUACAAACUAGACGGAGAGAAUGUGACUCCGGUCAGCCUUGUUCUGGAACCAACAAUAAAAAUAGGCAAAGGAAAAAAUGUAACCAAGAGAAAUGUGCUGGAAGUUGGACAGAAUGGGAGAGUUGGGGAAAAUGCUCCAAAGAAUGUGGAACUGGAUUUCAAAUGCGAGGAAGGACAUGCAGCUCUGAGGGAAAAUGUGAUGAGCUGGAUGGGGGGAGAGAAAAGAGAGAAUGCAACACCCAGGAUUGUGAAGAUGUAAACGAGCCAGAACCUUGCGGAGGUAAGCCCUGUCCUCCUCCCUGUGAACCAGGGGUGUGCCUAGAGCUUGCCAACUAUUCGGGGGAUCCAGGAAGGUUUGAUAGACCCCUUCAGGAGAUUCCAACAGUGGAAGCGUGUAGGCAAGAAUGUGAUAAAGAACCUAGGUGCUGUCAUUUUACCCACUAUGGACCUAAUCAUCCAAACAGAGUACCGGGCCGUGGUGCAUUUACUUGUUGGCUUAAGACUUUAAAAAGUAGAAGAAUUGUUAGAAAUAAACCCUGGCUUACAAGAGGACCAACUUACUCGGGAUCAAAAAUCUGUAGAUAAUUAAAGUUUGAUCAAAUAUAUUGUACAAAGGUAG